Messenger RNA from Mycena indigotica, 1227 nucleotides. RefSeq lists its product as uncharacterized. The transcript is spliced from 17 exons. NCBI's taxonomy places the organism in Eukaryota, Fungi, Basidiomycota, Agaricomycetes, Agaricales, Mycenaceae. The record is from RefSeq and is a predicted model, not a curated record. The coding region runs from base 1 to 1227 and encodes 408 amino acids.
AUGGCCGACGAUUUUGCUACCGCAGAGCAUUUCAUCUACGUUACUCAAGUCUACUUCUGUGCCAUGUAUGCAGUCGUAGUUUGGGACUGGCUCAUUAGUCUUCCUCGCGAGGUCAACGUACCUGUUCUGCCGCUAUUGGGUUAUUUGUGUCGUCCCUUUCCUGUUGUGUCUGUAUCUUCCCUCCCUGCCACAUCCAAGCAUUUGAUGUCCUUCACUCCAGACUGCUUUGUUCUUGACCACAGCAGGGAGUUCUGCGAAAAGCUAUUCAGAGCUCCAGUUGCUAUCGCCCUGUGGAAUCAGGUCGGCGCAGAAGCGGUGCUGUUGAUCCGGACCUACGCUUUUUUCAAUCGAAACAUCUACAUUCUCUGGUUCCUCGUCUCGGCUCUCUCCGGGGUAGUGGCAUACCAACUUUAUGUCGCCUCUGAUCAGAUGCUUCUAUUGCCGUUCUUCAAACCCCCGUUUGAUCAGGGACCGUGCUUCCCAAUGUCGAAGCCACACUCAGCGCACCUCCUUGGUUUCUUUAUCGCACCGCUCGCAUUCGACACCAUUGUUACCGGCAUGACCGUCAUAAAAGCCUUCACUAUUCGCCGCCGCAAUGGUGGUCCAAACAGUAGACUUAUUCAGACUUUCCUUCGUGAAGGCGUAUUCUAUUACAUCCUCAUUUCAAUCGCCAACUUGAUCAACGGAAUUUUCUACAUGCAACCUCGUCAAGUUCUAAGUGCUCUCAACAUCCCGCUUUCUGUCCAGCUUUCUCCUUUAUUGGCUGCCAAACUUAUUCUUGACCUUCGUGAACGCGGCUCUGAGACCGUGUCACACUCUGAGGGAACCGGCAUCGCAGCCUUCACUACCAAAUCGGUGACCCAGCAAUCCCCCUUCACUCCUCCCCAUCAUCGCAACAAGAGCGCGCUGUAUAGUCGCAAUACUCGCCACACUGACUCCAACAUUGUGCUCAGUACCCUUGGUAGCGUGUUGCCUGAACACGACGCAGACAUAUCGGAUAUGGACAACCUCCAUCAAAUCGGCAUUAUGGACCUCGGCAGCCUCAGUACUGCUAUUGGUGGUGACGAUGGUGAACCAAUCGAAAAGGAUGAUGGCACCCCCGCUCCUGCAUACUCUCAUUCACUCGAAAUGGGCUUUCGCGCUGCCAGUAGAUCUCCAAGUCUCGACUCCGACAUCAGAGGAAUCCGCGUAACCGUCGAUGUUGAAAAGGCCACCUCGUCCAUAUAA